GAACAACAGCAGAUCGUUUCAAAGACUGUCCUCAGCGGGGGUUACUGUUGGUUUGAAGCCUUCUUUUAUUCUCAGCACAGCAAUAAUGGAAAUUCCAGUGUUUGUCCUGGAUGCCUUCACCAAUUUGCUAUUCAAGGGAAACCCUGCUGCCAUUUGUCCACUUAUGCAUGAGCUGAGUGAUGAUUUGUAUCAGAAGAUAGCAACAGAGAUGAAUCUGUCAGAAACUGCUUUCAUCACCAGGACCAACCCCUCUGACAGUUUCUCUACAGGAUCAAGGUUCCGCCUUCGAUGGUUCACACCAACCAAUGAGGUGAAUCUGUGCGGUCAUGCAACUUUGGCCUCUGGAGCUAUGCUGUUCGAGCAUCAGAACAAUGUAAAUCCCACAGUGGUGUUUGAGACUCUGAGUGGCGAUCUGGCCGUCACCAAGAAGGGGGACGGCUACGUCAUGGACUUUCCUCUCAAUCCACCAGGCCAAGAGGAUCCUAACGCCUUCAGAGACAUUAUCAAGGUGGCAGUUGGAAACCACCCAGUUCAGGAUGUUUGUCUGAGCCCCACCACUAAGAAACUGAUGAUUCGACUGGCUGAUAGCUGUGACAGGUCUGUACUAACCAGUCUGAAGGUUGACGCUGCUGCUCUUCAGAGCACUGAGAAGAGUGGAAGAGUCAAAGGACUAAUCAUCACAGCGAAAGGAUCACCAGAUUGCCAGCCAGGAUACGAUUUCUACUCCAGAUUUUUUGCUCCAUGGAAUGGCAUCGAUGAGGAUCCUGUCACUGGAUCUGCCCACACCGUCCUCGGUAGCUACUGGUCCGAAAAACUAGGAAAGAAAAAAAUGCUGGCUUACCAGUGCUCCAGUCGAGGCGGGGAACUGGAACUUGAAGUGAGAGAUGAUGGAAGAAUCAACAUAUCUGGACAGGCUGUUAGUGUUCUGCAGGGAACAAUCACAAUAUAGUUUCAGACACAGAUAACGAGCUGAGAGGUCAAAACAUACCUGCAGAUAGACGCUUUGUAUCUUCUAUUAAUAAAUACAAGAUGGCAUAAAAAAAAAAGCAGACUAGAGUCCAGACUGGUAAGCCUUACAACGAAAUAUCACUCAACUAACCAGCAUACUAUAGGAUAGAAAAAAACAGCACAUUUUGUAAGGAUUUGCAUUAUUUUAUUCACAUAACAAUAACUCAAAACAAAUGACAAGAUUUUAAAUAAAUAAACUCAAAGUCUAUCUUCAAGUAAAACAGAUUGAAUGUUGAAUUACAGUUGUGGUCAGAAUGUUAUUUGACAAAGUCCAACAUGACAGUUUACUGGCGUUAUAAUACAACAAGGCUUUCCAAAAUGAUUCUGAGCAGGAUCAUUCUUGUCACUGUAGUUUCUUCUACAUUCCUACAAUUCCAACUGUUCUGUCUUCUGCAAUCUGUUUCUGUCCAGCUUUAGUUCAGCUGGUCUACAGAGGAAUUGAGAUAAAUGACUCAAAUGCUUGAAUUUACUUUAGCUUUUGCUGUUACUUAACAUAAGAGAUAGAAAACUUAGUUGAUAAAAAGAUAAAUCAAUAAAACAAUUUAUAUACCA
This is a messenger RNA of Amphiprion ocellaris (clown anemonefish), 1560 nucleotides long. Its product is annotated as phenazine biosynthesis-like domain-containing protein 1. Gene Ontology annotation, biological process: biosynthetic process. Gene Ontology annotation, cellular component: cytoplasm. Gene Ontology annotation, molecular function: isomerase activity. The transcript is spliced from 10 exons. Bases 86 to 949 code for a protein of 287 amino acids. The record is from RefSeq and is a predicted model, not a curated record. NCBI's taxonomy places the organism in Eukaryota, Metazoa, Chordata, Actinopteri, Pomacentridae.